Messenger RNA from Pseudophryne corroboree (corroboree frog), 4066 nucleotides. RefSeq names its product synaptotagmin-like protein 4. The record is from RefSeq and is a predicted model, not a curated record. Gene Ontology annotation, biological process: intracellular protein transport; exocytosis. Gene Ontology annotation, cellular component: exocytic vesicle; plasma membrane. Lineage: Eukaryota; Metazoa; Chordata; Amphibia; Anura; Myobatrachidae. Gene Ontology annotation, molecular function: neurexin family protein binding; small GTPase binding. The transcript is spliced from 17 exons. The coding region runs from base 414 to 3242 and encodes 942 amino acids.
AGUGAGUGCCUGCCAAGGCUGAGCGCAGUGACUGUGUCAGUUCUGCCAGUGACUCAGGCGGCGCUGCACCUGCACCUGCUCCCCGGGACAGACAGAGACAGAAAAAAAACUGACGUCUGGUGUGUGGACCCUAAACCUUAUUACUUGAGGACAAUGGGGACCACUGUAGUCUGCUUGCGUUACUUGGAAACACAGUGACUGCAUUUGGGAAAGUGGAUGGAAAUUAUCCUUCAUUAUUUAUGGACAGCAACUAAAUGGAGAAGAUGAAGCAGCCAAAUUUCCACAUGUUCAGCACAUACUAACCUUGUUUUUCAAAGAAAUGUUAUAUUCUGCUUCUGACUUAACGCAGAAAACACUCUAUGGUUAACGUUUACCAGCUAGAUUUGAAGUAGUAGUUACUGUUUUUGCUUACAAUGAAGAACAGCUCAGGCACAAUGCUGGACCUCAGCUUCCUAACAGAGGAGGAGUAUGACAAGCUGAUGAAAGUCCUGCAGAGAGAUGCUGACCUACAGAAGAAGGACAGCGACCGUAUCAGACGUCUUCAGGGAUCACUCAAAGAUGAAAAGAAGAAAAAAUAUGUGACCGGAGAGUGGUUCCAAGAUGUGAAGUCUCGUCGUUUCCAGGAGGACUUACAGGGCUCUGAUCUACUUAGGGCAUCAAUUCGGAAGAAAAGGAAUCCAGCUCAUCGUACAACAAACGGAAGAGGAGAUGGGAUGACAGAAGAGCUCUGGAACAUGCCUACAUGUGUAGAACCUGUGAAUCAGGGAAUAUCAAGUGCCAUUGGAGGUAAUAAUGAUGCAGCUGUAAGUGUGCCUUCGCUUCAGAUAGAUGCAUCAUUUGAGUCUGAAUCAUCCAGACCGUGUGUCACAGAAAAGAGACGAAGCAGCAAUGACACUAAAUCAUCAGAUUUUUCAAAUGAUGUAAGACUUCCCUCAUCUUCUGAGACACAGAGCCCACCUGAACGAGUGGGAAAAGGAACACAUUUGCAAGAUCGAGGUGAGUGGAUGCUUCAGAAUACAACACCAAAACAUCUUCCACUAGCCAAAAAAACAUCUGUUCCAGAAAGCAGUGCAAAAGAAGACAGUAGCAGUCCAAGUAAGAUACCAGUCAAAAGAAAAACAAGUAAGGAAGCGUUUAAGCCCAAGAGUUCAUCACGUUUGGAUCAACCAAAUGUAACUGAAAAGAAUGUUGAAGCAUCUGGACAGUCAGGAUUAUCCUCUCCAGAAUUGGCUACAAAUAUUAAAACAAAUGCAAAUUUUGAAGUGUAUGCGCUGAAAGACUUGCAAGCAGAGCAAGAGCCCAUGCUAGACAAAGGCCAGUUUAAUUCACUAAAGAAAUUUUGGGAGAAAGGAGCAGCGGUUUCUGGACAAGAAGUGGUAGAUACAUGGAAUUCACAAGAAGCACCAGCAAAGCCAAAUCACUCAGUGCCUGUCCAGACCAACACAAAGAAUAGUGAGGAGAGACCUCCUGCUGAGUAUGCACAUAGAAUAAAGCAUUUCCCACAAAGAGCACCUGUUGUAUCCUCCAGUGAAGAUGAAAUGGUCCAUGUUGCUCCACCCCGAAAAAUAUCAUCUUCUUCAAUACCAAGGUCAACUUAUGCCAAAGGCAAGAGUGCCUCUCUUUCUAAAAGUGUCUCUGUAUCAGAAAGCAAUGGGACAAGCUCUCACAGUGAGGACAAUAGUGGAACAAGUCGCUCUUCUAAGAAGUCAAAGCUUCCAAUUAGAGCUGCCCCAGGUAUCAAGGAAGCAAAGGUGGAUCCUACUUCCCCUAAGGACAAACUACCAAAAAUCUCUGAGCCAGAGAUGCCAGACUCUGUGGAGGAAAUCAUUGUACCAGAAAGCAAACCAGAAGUACAGGAGUCGCUGUAUAGCAAGGUUCAGAUUUUGAUUGAUACAGUCUCGUCUGAUGAAGAUCAUGUCAGUACAGAUGCUAAGCACGACAGUGGAGAUAUGAUGGGACGUUCACCACUGGAUACUGAAAAUGGCAGGAGUGUUGAUGAUUAUCCUGAAGCCAUUGCUGCAUACAAAGCCAGCGGUGUUAGUAACGCAAGAAGCAUGGUGAAUAUUUAUACCACAACGGAAACAUAUAACAAACCAAACACGUUAAGUCACCAGCUCCUGGAGCCAGAGCGAGCUAAAGAGCUGAGCAGAUCCUCUCCAGCCCUGCACUCAGAGACUGAAUCUGACACUGCAUCUGAAAUCAGCUUCAAGCUCAAGAGACAUAGAAAGACCCUUAGCAGUGGCAGCAAUUCCUCAGAUAUGGCAUCGGUGUCUUCUAUCAGUAAUAGUGUCCUCAGCGUGUACAGCGGCGACUUUGGCAGUGUGGAUGCACAGGGAAUGGUACAAUUCUCUCUGGACUAUGAUGAGAAGAACCGGGAGUUCCACAUACACGUGGCUCAGUGCAAGGACCUGGCAGUUGUGGAUGAGAAGAAAGGACGAUCAGACCCGUAUGUGAAGACUUACCUUCUCCCAGAUAAAGCAAGGAUGGGAAAGAGGAAAACGUCAGUCAAAAGAAAGACAACCAAUCCAAUUUACAAUGAGGUGUUACGGUACAAAAUAGAAAAAAUGGUUUUGCUGAUCCAGAAACUGAACCUUUCGGUGUGGCACAAUGACCCUCUCGGCAGAAACAGCUUUCUCGGAGAAAUGGAGAUUGAUCUGACCAGCUGGGAUUGGAGCAACAAAAAGCCCAACUGGUACACCUUAAAGCCACGGAGUCUCUCUGCUAUGAAUGGUGUGGAUCAUCUUGGUGUUAUGAACCUGUCAGUGAAAUACAUCCCGCCAGGAAAUCUUGGUCCAAAACAACCAAGCUCUGGCGAGGUCCAUAUUUGGGUAAAGGACACUAAAGACUUACCACAGCUUCGUCCUUCUGGGGUAGACUCAUUUGUUAAAUGCUAUGUGUUACCUGACACCAGCAAGAAGAGCUACCAGAAGACACGUGUCAUUAAGAAGGAUUCAAACCCAGUGUUCAAUCACACCAUUGUCUAUGAUGGCUUCCACACAGAAGACCUGAAAGAUGCAUGUGUUGAGUUAACAGUUUGGGAUCAUGAAAAACUCAGCAAUCAUUUCCUUGGGGGAAUCAGGCUCGGCCUUGGUACAGGUUACAGUUACGGGAUUGCUGUGGAUUGGAUGGACUCUACACAGGAAGAAGUAGCCUUUUGGCAAGAAAUGGUGAUGACUCCAAGUGAAUGGAUUGAAGGAUCACUUCCCCUAAGAUCCUUGGCAGGGAGAAGGAAAUUUAAAUAAGCUUGUUCAUCCAGAAUCAAUAUGACUGUAUCUUAAAAUAUACAACAGUAUAUUUUUUCAAUGGGAAGGGUACUGUUUUUUUCCCUGUUUUAUUUUUAAACCUACUUUAUUAGUUGAGUGUAGACUGUAUAAAAAGAAGACACUGGAAAUUUGUGUUUCUUUGGUACACGUCUAUUGGUUUUCUCAUUUGCUGGACAGUCUGUCUUGUGUGGAAGGGGUUCUUAUUUUAAAUAAUGACCUGCACACAGGUUGUUACUUGAUGCUAAAGCACUUUAUUUAAAAUGUACAUCAAAAACAUCCAUGAAUCUCUCUUGGCUGUAAUAAUCUAGAAGAACAUCUAUUUUAUUGAUAUUCUCAAGAAGAAAAAGGAUAUAAGCCGUUAUUUUCUGUUACAUAUUGUGUCUGGAUGACCUCCUAAAAAAAAACUAAAAAAACAUUUUUAUAACAUUCAUGUUACUAAAGUCAUGAUGUAUUGGUAGAAAAUUAUGUGGAUGAAGACGGCAAAGGAUUGCACUCUCGGAUAAAACAAUAUAGUAAAACCAUAAGGCCUGCUUAUCAGUCUUAAUGACAAAUAAUACAUUGAGAGCCAAAUAGAUUUUACAAAUGUUCUAAUCACUGCCUUUGAUUUACAGGAAGAGAAGGGAACAGGUGUGGGUACCUUUAAUAGAAUACAUGGUACAUUAUUUUAUGUUCUGUUGUUUCAAGAUAUAUAUAUUUUUACCUCUGAAAAAUACAAUCUACAAUUCUAGAGUGAUUCAGUGUUGCGCUAAACAUUGUGAAAUAGGGCAACAAAAUAAAAUAAUUGUACUUGCGUGUUUUUUUUA